This is a messenger RNA of Tripterygium wilfordii, 2012 nucleotides long. Its product is annotated as nucleobase-ascorbate transporter 4. The record is from RefSeq and is a predicted model, not a curated record. The coding region runs from base 124 to 1716 and encodes 530 amino acids. Gene Ontology annotation, molecular function: transmembrane transporter activity. Lineage: Eukaryota; Viridiplantae; Streptophyta; Magnoliopsida; Celastrales; Celastraceae. Gene Ontology annotation, cellular component: membrane. The transcript has 14 exons. Gene Ontology annotation, biological process: transmembrane transport.
CAAUACCUUGGCCGCCUAACGCCUUCACUACUAGUACAUAGUCCAGAGUUGUUGUGCUUAUUCAUUAUUAUUAAGAUCACACAGAACGAAGAAUUUGUCUAGACAUUUGUUUCUGACAGAGAUAUGGCGGUGGGUGAGGGAGCGAAGGUGGAUGCGCUCCAGCCAUUCCCGGUUAAGGAACAACUUCCCGGCGUUCACUUCUGCGUUUCCAGCUCUCCUCCAUGGCCCGAGGCUAUACUUUUGGGGUUUCAGCACUACCUCGUGAUGCUUGGGACUACUGUGAUGAUUUCCACUAUAAUUGUGCCUCUGAUGGGUGGUGGCAAUGUGGAAAAGGCUGAGGUGGUUAACACUUUGCUUUUUGUUGCUGGGAUAAACACACUCCUGCAAACAUGGUUUGGUACUCGGCUCCCUGUCGUUAUUGGGGGAUCUUAUGCCUUCAUUAUCCCUGCCAUUUCGGUUGCUUUGUCAAGCAAAUACAGUCAAUACAUUAAACCUCAUCAGAGAUUUAAGGAAUCCAUGAGAGCUCUACAAGGAGCAUUGAUUAUUGGGUCAUUCUUACCAAUGGUGAUCGGAUUCUUUGGUUUCUGGAGAAUUUUUGCGAGGUUUCUUAGCCCUCUUGCUGCCAUUCCCCUUGUGACUCUCACUGGACUUGGCCUAUAUGCACAUGGCUUCCCACAACUAGCGAAUUGUAUUGAAGUUGGACUCCCAGCACUAAUUUUGGUUGUUUUAUUAUCUCAGUAUGUUCCCUUUCUGAUGAAAUCCAAAGUAUCCAUAUUUGAUCGAUUUGCAGUCCUCUUUGCGGUUGCUAUUGUGUGGGCAUAUGCGGAGAUUUUGACAGCGGCUGGUGCUUAUGAUAAUAGACCUGCAAAAACUCAAAUUAGUUGCCGUACUGAUCGUUCUGGACUCAUUAGUGGUGCUUCUUGGAUAAAGGUUCCAUACCCAUUCCAAUGGGGACGUCCCACUUUCAAUGCUGGCAAUGCAUUUGCAAUGAUGGCUGCUUCUUUUGUUGCUGUUGUUGAGUCUACAGGUGUAUAUAUUGCAGCAUCAAGAUAUGGGAGUGCCACUCCUGUUCCACCUUCUGUACUGAGCCGUGGUAUUGGUUGGCAGGGAGUAGGCAUAUUGCUGGAUGGGAUAUUUGGCACAGGAAAUGGCUCCACGGCUUCAGUUGAAAAUGCAGGCCUUCUGGGAUUAACGCAAGUUGGAAGUCGGAGAGUCAUUCAAAUAUCGGCUGGCUUCAUGCUUUUCUUUUCUGUGCUAGGGAAAUUUGGGGCUGUUGUUGCUUCUAUUCCACUACCAAUUGUUGCAGCUCUUUACUGUGUCCUAUUUGCAUAUGUCUGUUCAGCUGGACUUGGUUUUCUCCAAUUCUGUAACCUGAAUAGUUUCAGGUCAAAGUUCAUUCUUGGGUUUUCCCUCUUCAUGGGCCUUUCCGUGCCACAAUACUUCAACGAAUAUCUUUUGAUUUCUGGUCAUGGCCCUGUUCACACUGGUUCCACAUGGUUCAAUGAUGUAAUGCAAGUGAUUUUCUCAUCACCAGCAACUGUGGCUAUUAUUGUUGCUUUCUUCUUGGACUGCACUCAUAGUAUUGGACACAGUUCAACUCGACGAGACAGUGGCCGGCAUUGGUGGGAAAAGUUCAGGUUUUUCGACUCGGAUACCCGCAGUGCUGAGUUCUAUUCAUUGCCUUGGGACCUUAACAGGUUCUUCCCCUCCUUUUGACUUGAAAACUUACAGAAUACAGAAGAUGAAAACUUUUAUAUGUAUAGGAAUGCUUAAGACUAUGAUGCCAACUAGGUUAUACCAAUCUUAUAGAUAACACAUAUUUGAAUUUACUGGACCAAAUCUGAGAAGGCCGAUUAACUGUUAGAGAUCAUAAUCAACAAAGUGUACUGUUGAAUUCUAUAAAAAUGCACCAAUUGAUUAUGAUUUACCGUGUUGUUAAUAUGGAUAUCAUCCUGGCAAUGGACCUAACAUUGGUUGCCUGUAAAAAAAGUGAGUUGCUGGCUGUUGUGGAA